Heteronotia binoei (common prickly gecko) is the source of this 1139-nucleotide messenger RNA. RefSeq names its product hydroxypyruvate isomerase (putative) (gene HYI). Bases 99 to 932 code for a protein of 277 amino acids. The record is from RefSeq and is a predicted model, not a curated record. Lineage: Eukaryota; Metazoa; Chordata; Lepidosauria; Squamata; Gekkonidae. The transcript has 8 exons. Gene Ontology annotation, molecular function: hydroxypyruvate isomerase activity. Gene Ontology annotation, biological process: glyoxylate metabolic process.
GCCGAAGAGCAGAGCAAAGUCCCCGCCUCGAGUUGGCGACUCUUCGUCUUGCUGGCUGAAGUGGGCCGCUGGCGCUGCUGCAGUCACCCUUGGGGGGCAUGGCUCCAUUGCGCUUCGCCGCCAACCUGGCCUGGAUGUUCCAGGAGCAGCCGACGCUGCUCGAGCGCAUAGAGGCGGCGGCGCGGGCUGGCUUCAAAGCCGCUGAGCUGGGCUUUCCUUACGCCUGCAGCGCAUCGGAACUGCGGGCGGCGGCAGAACGGGCCGGCCUAGAGCUUGUCCUGCUCAACACCCCGCCAGGAAACCAAGAAAAAGGUGACAUGGGACUAGGUGCUGUGCCUGGCCGCCAGCAUGAAUUUCGAGAGGCCCUGGCCUUGGCCAUGAAGUAUGCCAAGACCCUGCAGUGUCCAAGGAUUCACCUUUUGGCUGGCCGACUUCCUGUGGGGGCUGAGCGGGAGGCAGUGGCUGCUGAGAUGGAAGACACCUUUAUAGAGAACCUUAAAUAUGCGGCUGACAUCCUGGCUCAGCAAAAUCUGAUUGGGCUAUUGGAGCCUAUCAACAGUCGGAUUACUGAUCCCCGCUACUUCUUGACCACCCCCCAUCAAGCUGCUGCCAUCUUGAAGAAAGUGGGAAGUCCUCACUUGAAGCUGCAACUGGAUAUUUUCCAUUGCCAAAUCAUGGAUGGGAAUCUGACUUGGAACCUGGAAACCUAUUUCCCAAUUCUUGGACACAUUCAGAUUGCUCAGGUACCAGCACGGCAUGAGCCUGACAGCCCUGGAGAACUGGACUUUCUCUACCUCUUCCAGCUUCUGGAGUCAAUGGGCUACAGCGAUUAUAUAGGAUGCGAGUAUGCUCCUAGAGGAGACACAGUGAAGGGGCUCGAUUGGCUGCGUUUGUACUGGGAGAGUCAUGGUCUACAUGGUGGUGGAAGCUGAAGGGUUAAGCUCAGGAUGAGAAACUAAAAUAAAGUGCAUCAAAGAUUGAAUGAGCAAUAGUCUCCAGUAUCACUUGCCAGAAGAGAGGAAAAAGCUGGUCUUAUUGCUGGAUCAAUUACCUGAACUGUUGCUUUGUUAUAUGUCCCUCUGUGGGGGCAUGGCUGCAGCAGGCUAUUGUUGUCUCCUAAUAAAGUGGCUCUGCUAGUA